CUUUAAUCUAACUUCUUGUUCUUCAGUUGCCUGAUUGCCUGCUGAAAUCGUCAUUGGGUUCACCUGUGUCUUGUUAUGAAUCGGCCCUUCAUGUGUAUUUAUUUAUUCUGGUUCUGUUUUUCAUUCGUUUUUCCCGGUGUGGCUGUUCUUCCAUUUCUCUGUUAUCAGGACGUCGUUUAAUUCCUGGCUAAUUACGUUUUUUUAAAUUAAUUUUUUUUUUUUUUUUUUUUAUAAACUUAUUAAAGGCAUUCGUUUUUCAUGGAGUGACUGAGCUUUAGGAAAAACUUGCACUUUAUUAAUUUACCUGGUUUUAUUUGCUUAUGUUGUGUGAAAUGUUGGAUUGAAUUGUGGGGCCCAGCUGACCCCGUAGAGAAAAGCAGGUUGAGCCUCAACUAAUUAAUCCAGAGGAUUGUGGAGCAUCCAACUCCUAUCCAAGAUGACGGAAACUUACCCCAAAACUACUCAAGUGUCGUUUAGAUUAAAUCAAGAUCUGAGGACACAUAUGAAGGCAUCAAAUGUGAUCUCUAAACAAAAACCAGUGUCUAUCCUGAAAAGGACUGUCAUCCCUAAUGCACCAGCUGCAAAAUCUGCAGGAAUAUCCAGGGUCCUAAAAGAAAGUGGAACUGUAUCUAAAAAAACAUCUUCAUGUGGUGCUGCAGGAUCCAAAUUGUUGCAUAAAGUGUACUUCAGUAUCAGCACUAACUCUACAACUGUAAGUGGUUCUGGAUGCAGUGGAACGAAUUCCAGAGUCGAAGUAUUUCCUCGGACUAUGGUGACAUCUUUAGCCCCUGCUAAAAUGCCUAAACAACCAGUAAAACCCAUAAAUGCUCCUAAGAUUGGGCCUGUUAAGAAGCUGACUGGAGUAAACAUUGAAGCACAUGCUGACAAGAGGAAUUCACCACCUGCUACUAAAACAACCAUGCUUGCAAGCUCUAUGAACGAGAAGUUGGUGAAAGAAGCCUCCACAAGUAGAAGCCUGGUCAAAAUUGGCUUAAAUCAGCUGAUUAUUGUGUCUUGUGAAGAAAAGCAGCAAGUCUACUGUCAGCUGUGUUCAGUCAGGCUAAGAACUUCCAGUCAUUCCACCAGUUUAACCCAUUGCUGUAACUAUGUGAAAAUGAAGUAUCCAGGAUGGACUGCAGAUUUCUCAAACUUGGAGGAAAAAUUGAAAACUAUAGUGGUCCAUUUAGCUGAGAUUGAGAAAAGCCUAGGAUCACAGAAGCCACAGAGAAUGGAGGUGAAGAAGGACUUGUACCAAAAGCUGGCUGCUCUUUCAGAAAAAGAAGCUGUUGAGGAGCUGAAAGCAAUUGUGAAGCAAGACCCUCGAGUCUCAUCUUCCACUGCUGAAAUCGUAAAAACUUCUCUUCAGAUGGGUCCAAGUAUCUGUGAAGUUUCAAGCUCCGAUGAUGGAAAACAAGUGCAACAAAAAGAGAUUUUAAGAUUUCCUGGUAAUGAUCCAUCAGAGGAGAAGAGUGAAAGACUGCACCAGAUUAGACCUCUCCAUGUGAAAGAAACUGUCAAACAGGAUCCAUUUAUUCCUGAUUCUGAUGCUCAGCAUCAUAAAGUCACACUUGCCAGGCCAAGUCCCAGGAUGGUGCCGAAAGCAGACCCUCUGUUCCCUCUGGAAAGACUAUGUUUAAAGAGCACGUCACCCUCACCAGAUCCACCAAAGGCUGUUAGUUGUAGACCAACAGGUGAAAUCUGCAACCCCCAGAAACGAGCAGCUCCAGUACCAAUAAAACAAAAUGGACCGAGUCUCGACCCAGAAGAAGUUCCAAAACAUGACGCAGCACCUGGAGAGCACUGUAAACUACAGUCAAAACCCAUAACUUCCCUUGGGAGAAAAGCUCAAGGCUGCAGUAAUCUGUCCCUUUUCUUGCAAGUAAGUGAAGUGGACACUAAACAGGUUAUUGGUAUAGACUCUGUUUGGGAGUGCCAAGGGAUUUGUCUGGAAACCUUCUUUCUGUGUGAAAGCUGCGAGGAAACCCUCUCGCGCUGCAACAUCUGUCAGCAUAUGGCCAGCCUCGACCACCAACUUAAAUACAUGUGGAAAAAGCACCCGGAUUUUCUGCAGAUGUUCUGGUGGCAAGCAGAUCUGCCUCGAGUGUUAAAAAUGAACAUUUUGCAAGAAGUUGUCUGGAGGCUAGGAGAGCGCGACCGUGUCCUAAAGAUUGAUGCAAAGUGUAUAGUACUUAAACGAGAGUUGCAUCAGUUUGUUAAGGCGGCUCCAUUCAGUGAAGGUUUGAAGAUGUUGCAGAACAUCUUUAAUGAAGGGAAACCAACCGUUCAUCUACUGUUCAGAGCUACACACCAACUGAUGAAUGCUGAAGGAAAUGCAAAGAGCACUGUUUUGAAAGACAUGUCCAUUGUUGGAACGACAAAUGUGGGGACAGAAAUGGUCUUCGGUCCUGUGUAUAUGAAGUCCUCGUCUUCAAAGACUAAUCUGCUGGGCUGUUCCGUCCCUAAUCCAGGACUAAACCUCGCUAAAGGUACCAAGCCUGAUCCUUUUCUAAAGCCAGAGUUUACAUCAGCUGUCUCUUGGCCUCAAAGCUCCGGUCAGAAACCAGACCCAGAAUCCACACCUUGCACUGCUGUCAAAAACUUGGAAGUGUCCAUUGCAGGACCAACCAGGAAAAGACCAGCUGAUACAUCUGUUCAAACUCUGCACAAAACCAGUAGCCCCCUGAAAGACCUGCUGCCAGCUAAACGUACACUCAUCACACAGAAGAUCAAGAGCGAAUCCAGUUCUCCAACUUCAGUGUCUCCUCCAAUUGACCCUGCUGCAGGUCCUUCUCUGCAUGCUGUGAAAAAUGAAGACUCUGGACCCAAACGAGUUAAAUCCAGUGUGGACCAGGAUUUUUCUUCAAAACUUAUUUCUCAUUUGAAAUGCAGCACAUCCAAAAGAAACCACUUCUCCAAGUCUGUUAAGAAUGGUGCUAAAACCAAUAACCCCUGUGCAACCAGUUCUCUGGAAGUGCCUCACACCAGCUGGGGUUCAAAAAUCGUCAACAUUAAAUCUGAAAGUGUAUCACAUAACUGGAUUUCAAACUGUCAGCUGGUUAAAGCUACAGGAAGGAAGACUUCACCCUCAAACUCUUUAAAAGCAAGCAAGAUGGUAACAUCUGGUUUGGAGUGUAAGAAGGAACUUUUCACCCCAGGUGUCGACGCUUCUUCUUCAGCCAACAUCUCGUCUUCUGAGGACUUUCUAAAGAGGAGCAUUGCAGAUGCCAGAACUGAAGACAAGCUUAUAACUGCUGUAGCUACUUCUGCUGACCUCUGUGACCUACCCAAUCUGCAGUUCUUUAAUACUCAAAAAAUGUGUGUGAGCAGAGGUCCAUCCCGUUGUGCCGCUACCAACUAUAACUCGGGACGAAUACCAGAGCCAAAGCGGGACCCAGAAGCUGAUGGGGCUGUGGUUAGGCAACUAUGCUUUAACACUAUUAGAAAUGACCAGCCAAACACCAUUAAGCCCUUGUUUCAGGGCAGCUAUUAAAGACGGAUUCUCGCUGACGUUACCAGAGCCCAUCUAAUCAGUUUCCACAUUGAUCCACCACCAAUGCCCACUUAGACUCUGGCAGCUUUUGGAGACUGUCAUCCACACAGCCAAGCUGCUUGCUGCCCAAGAGGAGAUUCAAGUUCUUUCUACUCAUGCUGCUGCAAGCCAGGAAAAACCAAUGAACUCUUGCACUAGUGGAGAAGGUUCACGUCAACAGUAUAUGUAUUCAAGAUGCCAGAUCUACCCACCGUGGAUUGUAAACCCCUUCCGUCCUAUUUCAAAUCUAGUUCAAUAGCUCAAUUGCCUCCAGAAGCAAGAGUUUUUCACAUGCCCCUCACUCAUGGAUGAUAAAGAUGGGAUUGUGGUUCAUGAACCUACAAUAGAAUUGUAUUACAUUUUUAUUUUGUUUUCUACCUGUUUAUUUUUGUCUUGGAAUUAUUGGAAAACCAUUUAUUUUACAUAUUUCUGUUCCUGUUGUGAAACGUGUUCUGUUUCCUAUGCUAUUAUGUUUAGCCUAAACAGCACUUAAACCAAAAAACACACACAAAAAAAAGAUUGUUGAUGGUAAUAUAUAAUUAACCAGUUCCUCUUUUGUUUUAAUGAUUCUUUAUUGCAAGAAUUUUAGAUGUGUAAUUGUUUUGAAAGUGAGUUUAGUUGUGUUUUUAUUCAUUAAAAAAAAAGCCUAAUGUAUACCAAUUUAAACAAAUCGUUCAAAUGUCUGUUCUGUGUUUAAACUUUGUUUUUAAAUCAAAUAAGAAAUUGUGUCAAAUUUAGUAGCUCAUAACAUCAAUGAUUAGAUUUUCAUUCUGUUGUCAAAAUAUAACCAGUUUUAUUUGCUGCUCUCUACUGGCUCAAUGAAUACCACAUAGCGAAGAGAAGAUACUUGGUCAUUAAAUGUCCAUUUAAAAAUGAAACUUCUCUAUGGCAGGUAGCAAGAGAUGAUUAUAAAAACCACAAAUUAAAAAGUCAAAUACAUAUUCUAGUGUAUAUAUGUGUGUGUAUGUCUGUGUAAUAGAUAGAUGGAUAGUGUGUGUUCAUGAAAGGAAAUUUGUAAUUGGUCCUUUUAUUUCUUUGCAACAAAGCUUCUUGACAAUUAA
Molecule: messenger RNA, 4590 nt
Organism: Girardinichthys multiradiatus
Lineage: Eukaryota; Metazoa; Chordata; Actinopteri; Cyprinodontiformes; Goodeidae
Exons: 16
Coding region: 437-3490 (1017 amino acids)
Source: RefSeq, a predicted model, not a curated record